CACCAGGCUGCUCGGAGCGGUGAUCGGGUCUCGCUACAGGUUGAGCUGCAGAUGCAGGUGGUUUAAUCAAAGUGCUAUUAAACUUUUCCAGGAGAUAUUCUCAACAUAACGGACCGCGGAUGCAAAAAAUAUAUAUUUUAUUUCUUUUUAUUUUUUGCAUCGAGACUCCGCGCACGCGUUUCAGCACGCUGGACAGCGCGUGAGCGCCGCAGAGGCGGUGAGUGGAUUCAACCGGUGGCUUUCAGCAGGAAGAGCCGAGUGAGAGGAGUGUUUCAGUCAGCGUUACAUAAAAUAAAACCUCCGCUUUACUCCACGUGUGGGAUCGCUCGUCCGCUUUCUGUGUCACUCGGACUAGAAUUGCUUCCCUUGUUUCCUGUAAAGUGCGGAGCGGAUCGUGUGUGAAGGCGUGCCGCGGUGGCUGACUCCAGAAGCCGGGGUUGACCAGCGUGGAGUGGGUGCCGACGAGAGACCCUCCAUUUCUAAGGAUGCUGAUGGGAAAUGCCUGGAGACAGAGAUGACGAGAUUUGUCAAAAAGCACUUGAACUCCUGUCGGAUCUUUGCUCCAAGGGGGAAGUGCAGAACGAGAACUGUCUGGAUUUUAUCUACUACUUCCGAGACCUGGCGAGGCCACGCUAUUCGGAUUCAGAUAUAUCAGUCAGCUUGCUGUCACUAGUGGUAACAGCCUGUGGCUUGGCUCUUUUUGGGGUUUCCCUCUUUGUGUCCUGGAAACUGUGCUGGAUACCAUGGAGGGAGCGAGGUCUGUCCCCCACCACCAAGGAGCCUCAUGGGCACAUCAACCCUACCAUGAGCCCUCUGCCCUCACAGCCUGUCCCCAGACAGCCAGUUUACACUGCUGUGGAUCCUCCAGCUCACAACAGACGUAAGUCGUCACAUUGUUCCAUCGCCAAAGAGCCCACCCCUGUGGCGUCUGUGGUGUCGGUGGAGGCUCCCAUGACUCCUGUAUCACCCCCUCCUGUCAUCUUGGCCACACCAGAGGCAGCUAUGAAGAUUAGCCACACGUCCCCUGACAUACCACUGGAUGCUCAGAGUAAAAGUCGGGAAAAUGGGGUUCACACUAACCCUCGUAUGCAGAGGCAGACCACAGAACCUGCACCAGGUGGUUGCCCGAUGUCUGAAAUUGGUCAAGGUACCAUUCGAAGACACAUGAACCUCUCUAACCCAGACUUCAAUGUGGCACAGUUUCAAAGGCAGGACUCCCUGACUGGAAUGGGCCUGGGCCUGGGCCGCCUUAAACCAGAGCUCUAUAAGCAACGCUCACUCGAAGGGGAUGAAGGCAAUCGUAGAGGAGGGGACUGUGGAUGCCUUCAUUUUAUUCUCAAAUUUGACUGCGACUUGGAACAAUUAAUAGUUAAAAUCCACAAAGCUGAGGACCUCCCAGCCAAGGACUUCUCUGGUACCUCUGAUCCUUAUGUUAAGAUCUACCUGCUGCCCGAUCGUAAGACUAAGCACCAGACCAAGGUGCAUCGCAAGACUCUCAACCCUGUAUUUGAUGAGGUCUUCCUGUUUCCUGUGGCGUACUCUGAGCUUCCCACAAGAAAGCUUCACUUCAGUGUCUAUGACUUUGAUCGCUUUUCACGUCACGACAUAAUCGGUCAAGUAGUAGUGGACAACUUUCUGGAUCUGGUAGAUUUUCCCCGGGAGACAAAACUCUGUCGGGAAAUCCAAUACGUCUCCUCGGAUAACGUGGAUCUUGGGGAUCUGAUGUUUUCGCUCUGUUACUUGCCGACUGCCGGCAGAUUGACCAUUACCAUGAUUCAGGCUCGCAAUCUCAAGGCCAUGGAUAUCACUGGAGCAUCUGAUCCAUAUGUGAAGGUUUCACUGAUGUGUGAGGGUCGCAGGCUGAAGAAGAGGAAGACGUCAACAAAGAGGAACACUCUGAAUCCCGUCUAUAAUGAGGCCAUUGUCUUUGAUGUCCUUCCAGAAAACAUAGAGCAAAUCAGCCUCUUGAUAGCCGUGAUGGACUAUGAUCGGGUCGGCCAUAAUGAAGUCAUUGGUGUGUGUCGAAUAGGCAACGAUGCAGACAGCCUCGGUCGAGAACACUGGAGCGAAAUGCUCACAUAUCCCCGAAAACCUGUUGCCCACUGGCAUCCUCUUGUAGAGUACCUUGGGACCUCAGGUAGUAGCCAGGGAGGAUCCUGCAAUUCUCUAAAAGCACCUCCUUCUCCGUAGCCUUCAAAAACAGUUACUUACCAGAAGAGUACCGAUCAACACAAAGCUGCUGAGUGCUGCUGAGAAUUGUUCACACAUAAUUUUAACAAAAUUGCAAACGUUCACUUAAAAGCUAUGUGAAGGACGGACAUUAAUUGUCUUGUGUUGCAUGUCAAAUGACCGCAAGGAUGGAUGUUUUAUUUUUUUUUUUAUGAUGUUCUUUUAGAGAAAUGGGUGUAGGCAGACAUUUUAGGUCUGUGCUAUUUCUGGAUUUCUUGCAUUCAUGAUUUUUUGAUUUAGUCAUUAAGUUUUUGUUAUUUUUGCAUUGUCUUGGUACUUGUUUCAAUAAAGUGAGUCUGUGUUUGCAAACUACUAAAAACCAGUUGAACUGCCAUAUUGUAUUUUAUGUUUAUGAAUUAUAUAUUUUUUAUUUUGGUGUUGAAAUGGUGCAUGAGAUCAUGGUUUGGUAGGAUAUCUUCUCCUAGUUUGAUUGUUUCUGUUUUUGCAAUACAAUGUGUUGUUCUGUCAGUUGAUGUGCAGUGAGAUUGAGUUUCUCGAGGAAAUAUCUGUAAGUAAAAUAUGUUCAGUGUAAGAAAUAAAUAGUGUCUUAUGAUAAAC
Nothobranchius furzeri (turquoise killifish) is the source of this 2787-nucleotide messenger RNA. RefSeq names its product synaptotagmin IXa (gene syt9a). Gene Ontology annotation, molecular function: calcium ion binding; phosphatidylserine binding; calcium-dependent phospholipid binding. Gene Ontology annotation, biological process: calcium-ion regulated exocytosis; cellular response to calcium ion; regulation of calcium ion-dependent exocytosis. The record is from RefSeq and is a predicted model, not a curated record. Gene Ontology annotation, cellular component: plasma membrane; dense core granule; exocytic vesicle. Lineage: Eukaryota; Metazoa; Chordata; Actinopteri; Cyprinodontiformes; Nothobranchiidae.